Messenger RNA from Patiria miniata (bat star), 8245 nucleotides. RefSeq names its product hybrid PKS-NRPS synthetase pytA-like. The record is from RefSeq and is a predicted model, not a curated record. The transcript is spliced from 8 exons. Bases 170 to 7480 code for a protein of 2436 amino acids. NCBI's taxonomy places the organism in Eukaryota, Metazoa, Echinodermata, Asteroidea, Valvatida, Asterinidae. Gene Ontology annotation, biological process: fatty acid biosynthetic process. Gene Ontology annotation, molecular function: oxidoreductase activity; fatty acid synthase activity; phosphopantetheine binding.
AGUUAGCAUUGGAACUGCCCCUUGUAUCUGUAAGAUAUUUUUAUGGGGAAGACAGCUCAGAAAUAGACAAUAUAACUUUAAAAUUCAUAAUGUGUUAUUACAAUACAGGGACUCGUCUGAGUUAUGGUCGUGUGAGUAAUUCAGCAAUAUUUCUACAGAGUACCUUAACAUGUCUGCUGCAAGUAGUGGAAAUGGAGAUCCUCCUGGAAACUUCUUUCCUAUAGCAGUCGUUGGCAUCGGUUGUCGUAUGCCCGGUGAUGUCAACAAUCCAGAGGAUUUCUGGCGAGUCAUUCGAGAUGGACGGGACGUCGUGGAUGAUAUACUACCAGAGCGUUGGAAUGUGGACCACUAUCACGACCCUGACCACACACAGACAGCCAAACAUUGCAUGCGAAGGAUCGGCAUGAUCAAAGAUAUUGACACAUUUGACAACAGCUUUUUCAAGAUUUCUCCUCGUGAGGCAGUCAGCAUGGAUCCCCAGCAAAGACACCUGCUUGAAGUCACUCACGAAGCAUUUGAAGAUGCUGGUAUAUUGUCGGAUGAGCUAGGCACCGAUGGCGGUGUGUUUGUUGGUAUCGGUUUAUUUGAUUACUCCAUCUACAUCACUGACCCUUACCUCAUGGAUGCCUAUGUACUGACUGGUAACGCCCACAGCUGUGCGGCCAAUAGGCUGUCUUUUGCCUUUGAUAUCAAGGGCCCAAGCUAUGCGUGCGACACAGCAUGUGCAAGCGGCUUGACAGCGCUGCAUCUAGCUGCAUCAGCGCUGUGGAACAAGGAGUGCAGUACUGCAGUGGUGGGUGCAUGUAAUGCCAUAUUGAUCCCAGAGGUUGCGAUAGGCUUCAGUCAACUUGGAGUAGUGUCUGCUGACGGAAUGAGUUGUCCGUUCUCGAAAUCAGCCAAUGGGUAUGUCCGCAGUGAAGGUUGGGGCAGUAUGAUACUUAAACCAUUGGACAAGGCUCUCCAAGACAAUGACCACGUGUAUUGCACUAUCCAUGGCUCAGCCAUAGCAGCCAACGGCAACUAUAACAGUCUGACCAUGCCGUCCCCCACAGCCCAGCAGUAUGUCAUGGGACAGACGUAUGAGCGAUUUGGUAUCGAUAGGUCAGAGGUCAGCUACGUUGAAGCACACGGUACUGGCACACCAGUCGGAGAUCCCAUUGAAGCCAAGGCUAUUGGUCUUACCUUCGCAUCCUAUCGGGAUGCACCUCUGAAGAUUGGCUCUGUCAAGAGUAAUUUUGGUCACCAAGAGUGCUGCUCGGGUAUCGCCAGCGCCAUCAAAGUUGCACUCAUGCUGGACAAGAAAAUGCUGUGCCCAACGAUUAAUUAUCAGGGCAUAAACCCUGAGAUUGACCUCCAGAAUCUGAAGCUAGAAAUCCAGCAGUCACUUGAGCCGAUAUUACCAAACUCCAACUUCACCAUUGGCUUGAAUAGCUUUGGCUUUGCAGGUGCCUUGGCCCAUAUGGUAUUACGAGAGGCACCUGAUUAUGAGGUAUGUAAUGACAGGCAGCAUGGUUCGAGAUCUCAAGCUGGAUGGAGGUUUGGUGGUUCAUCAAAGGGAGAGUAUGUCUUGAUUCCACUGACGGCCAGAUCUGUUGAUGCUGUGACCGAUUUAGCCAGGAGGUGGUUGAAGUUUGAUCACAAGAAUGAUGCCUUGAGUGUUGUGUCCUGGCUUGCAUCAAGAAGAAAACACUAUGAGUGUAAGUUGGCUAUCUUGGCAAACUCAAGUCAAAUGUUCAGGGAAAGGUUGCAGGUUCAUAUCAAUGAAGGAAGCGGCGAGGGCAUCUUUACGGGAUCCAACUAUGGCACAGAUGUUCCCAAAAUCUGCUUCGUUUUCCCCGGGCAAGGGCAACAGUGGGCAAACAUGGGCCGGCGUCUCUACUACACCGAGGAGGUGUUUCGUGGAGUCGUUGACAAGUGCGACAUGAUCUUCCGUCAGUUGAGUGGCUGGUCUGUGUUAGCUGACAAGGAUGUUUUCAAUGGCAUCCAUUCUGGAGUGUCAGUACAGGAUGAGUUUCGGUCGGAUGAAGUCGUGAAUGAGAUGGAAGUCGGUCAGCCGGUGAUCCUCUUCUUCCAGCUUGGCUUGUAUGAGCUGCUGAAUCACUGGGGCAUCCAUCCCGAUGUCUGCGUUGGUCAUAGUUUAGGAGAGGUUGCUGCUGCUUAUGCCUGCGGAGGCCUUACAUUGGAAGAAUCUGUGGCAGUAAUAUAUCAUCGCAGCCAACAGCAAGUGAUGCUGAAGGGAACGGGUAGUAUGGCAGCAGUUCGUCUUUCACUGCUUGAAGCAAAAGCAAUGUGCUCCAAGUAUCACAACCUCCAUAUCGCUGCUAUCAACGCACCAAGUAACAUAACCGUUGCUGGCUCAACAAGGUCAAUCCAACAAGUCUGCCAAGAGAAUCCUUCACUAGCCAAACAACUGCGGGUCCAGUGCUCCUUCCACUCCCCAGACAUGGAGCCAAUGGAGAGACCCUUUCGGAAAGCAAUGGACGGGGCAGUUUUGACUCAAGGAAGAUUCAACGACAUUCCAUUCUAUUCCUCUGCCUUCGGGAAAAAGUACGAUGGCGUCUUCUCAACAGACUACUGGUGGGCUAACAUCCGAGGCUGUGUUCAGUUCCAAGAUGCGGUUGAGAAGAUUUUAGAUGAAGUGCAGCCUGUAAUCUUUUUGGAGAUAGCAUCAUCUGCUACCUUGAUCUCUUCUGUCAACCAGAUUGCCAGUGUGUCAAAACCUGGUAAAAUCACGAGUAUCGCCUGUGGUAAACGGAAGCAAGAUGAUAGACUUGUGGUCUUACAAGCUCUUGCAACUCUGUAUACAUCUGGUGUCAAGAUAGACUGGAAGAACAUCACCCACGAUACGGCACAAUGGUUGCGACUUCCCACAUAUCCUUGGCAGAAACAGUCCUAUUGGAUUGAAGCAGAGAACAAGAAGAACACACGACUUGUGUUAACGGACCCCACUUUCAAAACAGCAAACGGAUGUGUGAGUUUAGAGGAAUUUCCCUUCUUGUCAGAUCAUGUCGUUCAAGAUAAGGUCAUUUUCCCAGGUGCUGGUUACAUAAGUUAUAUCCUACAGAUGUGCAUGUCAGCUGAACAGCCAUUCGUUGUGAAGAAGAUCAAUUUCGUCAAAGUGCUUGUCUGGCCAGAGAAGGUGAAAAAAUUAGGAGAAAAAACAAGAGUCCAGUUGUCUUUUGAGACGAGGGGUGUAGUUGUGAGUAUCACGGGUGAUAAGCAUAAAGUUUGUGAUGCUGAGAUAGAUGACAUCAAGCCCCAUCCAAAGCACAGGCUUACUCUACCUGUUGAUGACAUCCUGAAGACCUGUGCAGUCAGUGUGUCGGCAGAGAAUCUCUAUUCAUCCUUUGCAGAAGUUGGAUUGAAGUAUGGUCCAGCAUUUCAAGUCAUCGAUAGGAUUGUGAUGGGAGACAGGGAAGCUGUUGGUUACCUCAAACCAGCGCAGAAGCAUGGGCAGUGUCUAGAUGUGACAACCCUUGAUGGCUGCUUUCAGGUCCUUCUUGCAGCUGUGAGACAAACCACUACCUUAUAUCUCCCAGUUCACGUCCAGUCUCUUCAAAUGUUUGUCUCCCACAUGCCACUGGGUCUUCCAUUGUUGAUACAUGCCAAGAUUACCGAGUGUGAUAGCUGGAACGUGGUUGGUGAUGUCACUUUAACAGACCAGGAAGGAGUAAUCUUGGUAAAAGUUCUGGGAUGUCAGUGUAAGAAUGUCAGUGGCACUCGGAGCACAGUUGAUUUGGAGACUUGCCUCUAUGCCAUCGAAUGGCAGCCCUCUGCAGCAUGUCUACCGUCUACGAGCUUGAUGAGUGACAUCUUCCAUGAGCACUACCUGCGGAAUCACUUUCCUGAUGAAAUGGAUGCUGUUGACAAAGGAGAAGACAAGAUUGAUGUAUUCCGCCGUGCCUCAUUGUCUUACAUCAGACAUGCUCUGAGGGAGGUGCCUGAAAAUGAAAGAGGCAUCUGCGCACGCUAUAGCUGCCAUCUUCAAAGCUCAGCUGCAAGCAAUGAGGAAUCCUUCCCACUGGAAGACAUUCCUCACUAUCUUGAUGACGUCUCGAGAAGUGCUCCAGAUACAGCCAUCGAAUGUGCAAUGAUCAGAGCAAUGGGGGAGAACCUUCCAAACUGCCUGAGGAAUCCUCUCUCCUCACUGAACCUGCUGUUCUCAUUCCUUGAGGAUUAUUUUAACAGCGCAUCCAGCAUCAACAUCUACUACAAAGCUAUAAUUGAUCUUCUGUCCAAGUCUGUGCUGGAACUCUCGAAAAAGAAGAAAGUAAUACGGAUUCUUGAGGUUGGUGCAAGAGUUGGUGGGUUUGCCAGGCUUCUUCUGGACAACCUUAAGUGUCUAGGUGUAGCAGAGAACCUACAGUACAUCUUCACAGAUAUCAGUCAGUCCUUCUUUCCUAGAGCAAGGGCAAAUCUACAAGACUAUCCGCAAGUGAAGUACAAGGUCUUUGACUUCCAGCAAGACCCAGAAGCGCAAGGGUUGGUGCCAGGAUCUGUCGAUAUUCUCAUCUCCCUAGAUGCUCUGCAUUCUGCAGUAGACUUGCAUUUGGCUACAGAGAAUCUAAGAAGCCUGCUAGGUGAGGGUGGUUGGUUACUAGUUAUGGAGACAACAAAGGGUAACUACUGUCAAGAAUUGAUCUUUGGUAGUCUUGAAAUGUGCUGGACAUACCAAGAUUUUCGCACAAACAGUUGUUGGAUGUCGCAACAUGAAUGGGUUGAACUACUCAGACGAAGUGGUUUUGAUAGUGUCGUUGGAUGUUCCACUCCAAGUGAGUACUUCCAUAGUGUCAUGCUUGGUUGCAAGUCAUCUACCUCCUCACAAAAGGAGCUGACAACAUCGAUAGGUGGCUCUACGCCGGGUCAUCACUGGAUUCUGAUUUCAGACACAUCACAAGAAAUGUUGAACCAACAGUUGAAGCAUCACCUAGGGCCACCUCAACAAGAUGUACGUCACUCUUCCGAUACUGACUACUCCACUGUUCUACAAAGAACCAAACAUCCUGUGGAUGUGGUGUAUAUUUGGGGUCCAGCAGAUGGCAAGCUGCACUGUCUAUUGAGGUUAAUGCAAGCAGUCGCACAGAAAUCAGACAUCAUAUCUCGGUUCUGGGUGGUGACUGAGGGUGCCUGCAUUGAAUGCCACAACACCAGUGCCCAGUUGGUUGUUGGAUUUGCACGAGCAGCGAGCAACCAAUUGCCAGUCCCAGUAAUCUGUCUUGAUCUGGAUCCAAACAGCUGGAUACAAGAGAAAGUGGCUCACUUAUCUGCCUUGAUUCUCAACCCUAACUCACCGGAGAGAGAGAUUGCUGUUCGCAGUGGUGAGCUUAGAGUACCCCGUCUCAUGCCUGUCAAAACACAGGACAAAGUUGUCCAUGAUAGUAAAGACAAAUACUGGAGUUUGGAGCCAGAGAAAUACAAUGAUGCUGCUGCCGGUGAAAAGGGUACCACUGUUAAACAUGUUGGCUUUAUGUUACAUUCUGAGAUGCAGGUCAAUGCAGCUGAGGUUCUUGUCAAAGUCAAAGCAGCAGCUCUGAAUUUCAAAGACGUAAUGGUGUCACUGGGUAUGCUCGAUGAGUUAAUCCUUACAGAGGAUAGACCGCAAUUUGGGCUCGAAUGUGCCGGGACUGUUCACAGAGUAGGGAGUGAAGUCACACGCUUUCAGGUUGGAGACGAGGUGCUUGGUUUCGGUACAAACUGCUUUGCUUCUCAUGCAGUUUGUAAAUCCCAGCUUCUCGUCAAGAAACCCUCACGUGCGAACUGGGUUGAAGCCGCUGGCAUUGGUAUGGUGUUUGUCACAGCAUACUAUUGCUUGAUUCAAAAGGCAAAGCUGCAAGAAGGAGAGAAAGUCUUAAUACAUUCAGCAUGUGGAGGGGUUGGUCUUGCUGCAAUCCAGAUUGCUAAGAUGGUGGGUGCCGAGAUCAUUGCAACUGCCGGCACAAAAGAAAAAAGAAAGUAUCUUCAGGACACCCUUGGGUUGACUUAUGUCACAGAUUCCCGUUCAGAUCAGUUCUAUACAGACGUGAUGAGAUGGACAGGUGGCCAAGGCGUUGAUGUCAUUCUAAACUCUCUGGCGGGUAAGCUACUACACAAAGGGUUUGCCCUUCUGAAGCCAGAGGGUCGUUUCUGUGAGAUUGGCAAACGUGACAUCCUGCAGAAUUCCACACUCCAGAUGAGCCCAUUGAUGAACAACGUCAGCUUCCUCAGCUGUCAGAUUGACGCACUGAUGCAAUCUAAUCCAUCUCUAGUCGGCACUCUGCUAGAGGAUGUCAUUUGCCUGAUUGAGCACGAGAGGCUGCAUCCAGUUCCAACUCAAGUCUGCGACAUGAGCUCUUUCUCUGAUGCAUUUAAGACAAUGGCAAAAGGCACACACAUUGGUAAAUAUGUCUUUGAGGUUAUGCCUGACUUUCAAAUCCCAGCUGAUCACCUCAUUCCCUCCACGAAGCUGUUUAAGUCUUCAGUCACUUACCUAAUAACAGGAGGGUACGGAGGUAUAGGUCAGGCUAUGGCGCGCUGGCUGGCUGCUAAUGGAGCACGCCACAUUGCUUUGGUUUCACGCACCGGGCCAUCAACUGCUUCUUCCAGAAGCACAAUCAGUUAUCUCCAGAAGCACGGAAUCCACACGUAUCAACUACAGUGUGAUUUGUCUGACCAACUCAGAACAUCACAUAUGCUUACUGAGCUAAGACGCAUGGCACCACCUUUAGGAGGUGUGUUUCAUCUUGCAGGCGUGAUAGCUGAUGAGUCACUUGAUACACUCAGCCCUCAGGAUCUAGAUGCUAUCAUAGAUAGCAAGGCUACUAGUGCGAGGAACUUGCACAGUCUGACUUUGUCCGAUGACUUGGACGUCUUCUUCCUGCUGUCGUCGGUGUGUGCAACCUGGGCACAUGCCUCCCAGCCUGGCUAUGUAGCUGCCAAUGCGUACCUUGAUGCACUAGCCGUACAUCGUUAUCAGCACGGGCUGCCCGCAUUGUCAGUGCAGCUAGGGCCAAUCCGUGGAGCCGGCUACUUGGAAGGGAAGCCGGAGGUAGCCAAAAUCUUUGCUAGCAAAGGCAAUAAGUCACUGCAUGUGGUGGAGUUCCUGAAGAUGCUUCAAAGACUGAUCGAGACAGGAUACGAGAAACCAGUCAUAUGCCUUGCCAACCAGGACUGGAGCACUACCAUGCAAUUCUGCCACAGCUCCAGCAUGAAGUUUCGUCACCUUGCUGGGUGUGGUCCCACUCAUAGUCCAGGCACAUCCGCCGUCGAGAAGACUGUUGAAGAUGUGGAGGGCGCCCUCAAGGAGAAACUGGCCGAGUUACUGUUUGUCUCAGCCAACAGCAUUGAUAUUCAGCAACCAAUGAUUAAUUAUGGGGUCGAUUCGCUCAUGGCGGUCGAGGUAGUGACGUGGGCUGCAACGACACUCAAUGUCAGCAUAUCCCAGUUGGAUGUGUUGAGCGGUAUAACUACUGCAGAGCUCUUACAGAAAGCCUGCCAGGAUUGAAACAGCCAUGUUGUGAUGGCCUACUUCCAAAACUGUAAGGCUGUCUAUAGUGGAAUCCGGCGACCACAAUAAAAAGCUUUUACUGCGGUGGUGUCACGCUCAUGUGCAUGCUGCACACGUUCUAUCUUAAUCGCACACGUAUUUUGGUAUUCCCUGUGGUCGAAGGAGCCCGGAUUGAUGUGUACUACCUGAACAUGACUCAGGCAAGCCUGGUGCCACCAUAGAAAUGGCUGCCGCCAGAUUUGUCUAUAAGCCUUACAGAUUUCAAACAUAGGUCUGGUCCGAUAGGUUAACUUUGCGGUCCUUUUGUAGUCAAAAACUUUUUAGCCUUUAGGGAGUUUCCCCAAUCAUGGGAUUUGUAGAGACACCAUACCUCUGUUAAGCUAGGGCGACUUUCAAAUCCGACCUAAUUUGACAAUAAAGUGAGUUUUUAGACUAAUUUCUCGCCAACUCCAUAGGCACGGUCUCGUCGACUUGCAUGCAAAACGGGAAUGUUUUUGAUUUUGUGCACAGCAUAUGUAGUAUUGUAUGAUGCCUCAGAGUGCCGUCGCAUCGAUACAUUGCAACCUGUAAUGGCUCCAGACUAACAUAAGGGUAGUCUAUUGUAGCCAAUAAGCCUCAUACUCAUGAACACUAAGAUUCACUUCACUAGAAAGGUAUGUUCAAUUUAUUAAAGGGUCUAGAUUAGCAGCGUUGUAACUAUGUCAAAGUAACAAAGUAAAGUCAUAAGUUACUAUCGUGAGUUUCAAGUCAAAACUCAGUGGG